AUGGCGAUGGGUACCGUCAGCGAUGAUGAGAUCUCUCUUACCUCCACCAUUGAAAGUGACCAACAGUCUGAGUAUGAAGUCAAAACAAUCCUGUCGGAAGAUCUAUUUGAAGAUGGCAUGAGAUAUCUCGUUGAGUGGGCGGGUUAUCCGAUUGAGAGAUGUACUUGGGAGCCCGCCGAUGCCUUUGGUGAUGAUGAGACUUUGCGCGACUGGAAGAGAAAGAAGCGACUUAUUGAGGACGGGAAACUCGAAGCGUUCGAUGUGGCUUCUUGGGAGGCCAGGAUCAUUCAGCUGAACGAAGAACGGGAACAGAGAAGGCAGAGAAGAGCAGCUAAGCGAGAACGCAACAUCGCUUUGUCUGGGUCAAGCCAUGGCAGCCAAGCUGUUCCAAGCAAGCAAAGGCCUGAAGCCUCGAGUGCUUCAAUCCCCCCUCUGAACACAACCCCCAACUCUGCUGCACCCCGUCCGGUAAACCCUCCCAGACAGGGGCCGGCAGCUCGGAAGCUGCCACCUGUGCUAUUCGGAACAAGCCAAAAGGCUCCAAUGACAUCUCGCCCUAAGAAGACCCCUUCAACUGACACUCACAAAACUUACACGUUGUCUUGGAAGCAUAAAUUUGAGAAGAGGGCUCAGAGGGAUCGCGUUCCAGACAUAAAUCAACUUGAACUCAGGCGGCCAUCCGACUGGGCAACUGCUCGGUCUGCCGGCGCAAUUCAGUUUAGCAGUUCUCGUCGAGGUCCAGUUCAAGUCGAGACUAGCAACGCCAGUCCCACGGACACAGACAGGCCGGGCUCAUUGCUGAAUUCACCCAUAUUACCCCAGCAUAUCCAAGAGUCUCCGGCCUCUUCACCCCGGUCAAACGACGCCACUCGAGAAAACUCCAAGCCUGGAUCAAGCGACCAAAUCCACCCAUCUCGCAGGGCAUUUGUACCCACGGCUCCAAGUGACUCGCGGAUCAUGGACCAUGGGGAUUUGCCAGAAAUGCCCCCCAGGAUACCGGGUUCGAAGGCGAGAUUCGUAAAAUCAACCCGUGGUCGCUUCUGGAACUUUGGGGAAUUCUACGUUUCCCUGUAUUUUGGCCAAGAUAAGCAGGACAUUGGAAAUGCGAGGCUAUGUGGCAUUGACACUCGUUAUGCAAAAAAGAUCCUUUCAACAAAGGUCGGUGACAAGAUCGAGAUUUGGUUUCGCUAUCUGUGUACCCUAGAUGAGUACCAACAACUUUGUGAACGGUCGAGAAAUCUCAAGUUCUCCAAUGGAUGGAUUGAGGGCUUUGAUGACACAGAGCCAAGGAUUCGCACAAUAGCCGAGACACUCCAGCAGAACAGUCUGCUUGCGAUAGCUGAGAUCAAUAACAGGACAGACGACGUGCUGCUUGCAUACCUACCCAGAUCUCCUGUCUUCAGCUUUCUGGAUGAGACUCCUACCGGAUAUGGACAGAGUUAUCUUAGACUUGCUCUAAGGAGCUAUCUCGGACCCUUGGACAGGCUGAAUUCACGUCCGAUAAUAAACCGCCCGCAGCUCACAAGCCCUGUUAUCAGCUCCCCUACCGGUUAUUUUGAGUCAAUAAAAGGAAAGGCAUCAAUAGGCGCCAAACAACUAGAUAAACCCGACGUUGCACAGGGGAUCACUGGAAAAUUGCCUCUCGAUCCGCCCACUCUCGGUGUACAACACUCCACCAGUUCAGUACCAUCCCCUGCUUCCACCAGACCCGGUGCAUAUGAUAUACCGACACAGCUGAAAUCUCACAUACCCGAAAACUCUGACCACCUGAUAAGCGAGCCUAUGGACCUCGACACACAGAGUGCUCAAGCCCCGGGACAGCCGGACAACGCCGAAGGACCUUCGAAUGCGAUGGCGAAUUGGGACGAUGAAUUCUCAAAGAGGUUCAAUAUCACCUUUGACGAUUUGGCAACGCUCGGCGCUGCUGUAAAGGGUCAAAAGGCGGAUAUGUUUUACGUCUGGUUUCCAGACGACUCAGAAAUGGUCAGGAGGGAAAGGGAUGCGAUGGAGUCAUUUUUGAAACUACACACUCGUCUUUUAUAUUCCAAUCGUGUUGAAGGAGACUGGGAAAAGUUUGUAGCUACCAGCAGGAAAGCCAAUAUGCCCGGCGCUAUCCUUUUUCAUGAAUCUUUUAUCGACUAUCACAAAGUUCCUUUGCUUAGAGACCUCCUCCAUAGAUCCGUGACGGUUUGCUGGAAUAUCUCGCUUUCACAGCCACUUCAAUACGUCGGCCAUGAAGUUCAUAAACAGCGGUUAUUCCCUCAUGGUGGCAUUUUCCUAAUCACUGAGGAUUUCAUGGUCAGUCGGCUGGACGCCACUUUAACCAUCCUAGCGUGGUUUCACGACUGGUUGCAGAAGAAGUUUCCUGGACACUGGAAGCUAAUGCUUCGCCCUGGCGUUCAACAAUGGGUUUUGAAGCAAGCAGAGCUCAGCGAUGAAUCGCAACAGCCCAAGUGGCUUGCAGUGUAUCAUCUGCUAAGCCAACUCGGUGUUUCGGCAUCUGAUGACCCGAACUUCGAAGCCGACUACAUCAAAACAUUCGUUAUCUCCCCCCCAACUCUUCCCAUGUACGGUUCACGAACUACUGAAGAGUCUCCCGAUGUUCCCCGUGAUGCUAGCCAAGAAUGCCGCGACACCGAUCACCUAGCAGAGUUCUUUGCGGGCUGGGGCUUGGUCUAUGCUCACCGAUUUCGACGAUUCAUCAUGCUCACAGGUCUCGAACCUCUCCCAAGAUGGACACAGUGGCAACAUGUUGAAAUUAAACGCGGGGCUGGAGACUUCUUUACAGCAUUCUCAAUCGACUCUAGUGCCGUUUGGUCAAAAUUGACAAAAGGCGUUCCAAAACCAGCUUCACAUAGUGAAACUCUCCCAGCCUACACACCUCGAACACCGAGACAACCCGGCACCUCCGCCUCUGAACAGCGACUUGCGUCGUCGGCAUCUCAUUCGCAGGCUUUAUUGAAACAUAAAUACGCCCAGCCAUAUCAGUGA
This is a messenger RNA of Aspergillus calidoustus, 2991 nucleotides long. The record is from the annotation of a GenBank genome assembly. NCBI's taxonomy places the organism in Eukaryota, Fungi, Ascomycota, Eurotiomycetes, Eurotiales, Aspergillaceae.